AUGGUACGUAUUAACCGGAAGGUCUUGUGCGCGGCUGCUGCCGUCGCCAUCGGACUUCUCCACAGUGUAGAGUGCCAACAGCAGUCCACGAACGAGUCGGAAGUCAGCGCAAAUCCCACGGCUACACCGGUGGCGAAUGAUCAGCCCGCCAGAGAUGCGGCGCCGCGGAUCGAGUUCGAGCCUUUCGAAUUCGAUGUCGACCCUGAACUUGAAGCCACAGAUGAGGUCAAGCAGCCGCCGAACAAGCAGGAUGUGUUCGACAUGGAUCUGGUUAUGAGCCCGCUGCUCUCCCAGAUGCCCAAAAGCUUCAGAAGGCACUACUUCUACUUCCUGUGCUUCUGCGUUGCAAUGCUGAUAUACGCGUUCAUAGGGUACCAAACCAACAAACAGCGAGUCAAGAGGGCGCUUGUGACCCUGAAGCCCGUGCUGCAGGAGAACUUCGCGCACAUCGCCGACGAGCCGCAUUGCUACGAAGCGCUGAAGUGGCACAAGUUUCAAAUAUACGCGUCGGGACGUACCAGCUGCGACCGCAUGUUCAUUCGAUUCAACCUUAUCAAGCGGCAAUGCAUGUGGCACAGGUGGAUCCUACGGAGCCUAUUCCAAGUGGUAGACACCAUGACCAUUGAAAUGACGUUGCCCAAAAUGGAUUGCAUCGUUUUCGCGAUCACGCAUAAGAUGACGAACAAGACUUUCAUCAAGAAUAACCAGGAGGUGGCGAACACCACGUACGUGCUGGAGACGAACGACCUCCCGCCAACGCACAGGGCCUACAUCAACGGCAACGAAAAGUGCUUCGCGAAGUACGCCGCAUACGUCAUCGCAGUCCUACAGGAGUUCAUGCCGUACCUCAUCUCGUUCUACGCGGCCGACGCUGUGCCCGAGCCGGAAGGCUACCGCCAGUGGCGGAAGAUCUCUCUCAACGUGAGGGUGGGCAACGACGACCAGCUUGCGGCCAAGAUACUCGCGGCGGCAAUACACAUCGCCGACUACACGAAGAACUACACCGUAAUGGACAAGACACGGGAGGUCGUGUCAAAGGCCAGGCAGGACAUGAUCGCAGUGCUUUUCAAGGAGGAAAUCAAACGGCAGAAGGAGGAGGCUAAGGAAGCCAAGGAGGAAAACACCAAGGUGACGCCGGAGAAGAUUAAGAAACUCGAGAAGAAGGCGUUGGCUAGACCCGCGACGCGGGUCAAAGUGAUCAGAUAA
This is a messenger RNA of Babesia ovata, 1206 nucleotides long. RefSeq lists its product as uncharacterized. The transcript has 4 exons. The coding region runs from base 1 to 1206 and encodes 401 amino acids. Gene Ontology annotation, cellular component: endoplasmic reticulum. The record is from RefSeq and is a predicted model, not a curated record. Gene Ontology annotation, molecular function: calcium ion binding. Gene Ontology annotation, biological process: endoplasmic reticulum calcium ion homeostasis. Lineage: Eukaryota; Apicomplexa; Aconoidasida; Piroplasmida; Babesiidae.